GCAGCAGGCGGCGGAGGCGGCUCGCUCCGCGGCGGAGGCGGAGCAACAAGCUGCGGCUGGUUCUUUCGCAGAGGGGGAGGGUGCCCCCGCGGCUGACGGCACCUCGCCUGGGAAUAUGGCAGCGGGGGGAACGAUGGUCGCCGAAGCGAAGGCGGCAAAGAUGUCCAACGAGCCCCUCACAGGGUCCAUCGUGGGCGUCUCGGAUAACAGCUCCAACAACGGGUGCCAGGUGACGGAAAGUGAGCUACCGUUUACUGUGCAGCUGUUUGACAACCGCGCGGAGUACGUGUUCCGUUACCUGCAGGUGUUCACCGCAGUCUGCGCAUCCUUUGCGCACGGCGCGAGCGAUGUGAGCAAUGCGAUGGGGCCGUUCGCCGCCAUCUACGCCAUCUAUAGGACUCAGACGGUGGUGGCGGUGAGCGAUACGCCAAUAUGGAUCUUGUUCCUUGGCGGUGGUGGGCUUGUGCUUGGUCUUGCGACGUUCGGCGUGAGGAUCAUGAGGCUGCUUGGGGAGCGCAUCACGACGAUCACACCGAGCCGCGGUUUCUCUGCGGAGCUUUCGACCGCGCUUGUGGUGUCGUUUGCCUCCGGCUACGGCGUGCCGAUCUCUUCGACGCACUGCAUCACCGGC
Molecule: messenger RNA, 631 nt
Organism: Trypanosoma rangeli
Lineage: Eukaryota; Euglenozoa; Kinetoplastea; Trypanosomatida; Trypanosomatidae
Product: phosphate-repressible phosphate permease
Exons: 1
Biological process (GO): phosphate ion transmembrane transport
Cellular component (GO): membrane
Molecular function (GO): phosphate transmembrane transporter activity
Source: RefSeq, a predicted model, not a curated record